Brienomyrus brachyistius is the source of this 4476-nucleotide messenger RNA. It is a transcript of the gene jph1a, whose product is annotated as junctophilin 1a. NCBI's taxonomy places the organism in Eukaryota, Metazoa, Chordata, Actinopteri, Osteoglossiformes, Mormyridae. The record is from RefSeq and is a predicted model, not a curated record. Gene Ontology annotation, cellular component: plasma membrane; endoplasmic reticulum membrane; sarcoplasmic reticulum.
GUCUCUGUCGCUUCCUCUGCAGCCAGUACGAGGGGGGCAGCAAAAAAAACAGCGACCGGCUGCAGGAGCGGCGCGCGCCUCUGAGCCACCAGACUCCACUUUCGACCUCCCUGACAUCUUUUUGCCCCCGAUCCGCUACAUCAGUCCUCCUGAAUGACGGGUGGCCGAUUCGACUUCGACGAUGGAGGCACGUACUGUGGUGGAUGGGAUGACGGCAAAGCCCACGGACACGGCAUCUGCACGGGACCCAAGGGUCAGGGGGAGUACUCCGGCUCCUGGUCCCACGGCUUCGAGGUAGUGGGGGUCUACACCUGGCCCAGCGGGAACACCUACCAGGGCUACUGGUCGCAGGGCAAGCGCCAUGGGCUCGGUGUGGAGACCAAGGGGAAGUGGACCUACCGUGGAGAGUGGACGCACGGCUUUAAGGGUCGCUACGGGGUCCGUCUGAGCCACGCGACGCCUGCCAGAUACGACGGGACGUGGAGUAACGGGCUGCAGGAUGGAUACGGCGUGGAAACCUAUGCGGACGGGGGCACCUACCAGGGCCAGUGGAUGGGCGGCAUGCGGCACGGCUACGGCGUGCGGCAAAGCGUGCCGUACGGCAUGGCCACCGUCAUCCGCUCGCCCCUCCGCACCUCGCUGGCCUCCCUGCGCAGUGAACAGAGUAACGGCACCGUCCUGCACGACACCGCCCCGGCUGACACCCCCGCCGGCAGCCGGGGGGGCUUCGUCCUGAACUUCCACAGCGACAGCGAGGUGGUGACGGGUAAGAGGAGGGGUCUCUUCCGGCGCGGCUCGCUCUUCGGCAGCCUGCGGCAGCUGCGCAAGUCCGACUCCAGAACGUCGAUAUCGAGCAAGCGCAGCUCGGCGCGCAGCGACGCCACCAUGAGCCGCAUCAGCUCCAGCGACGCUAACUCCACCAUCAGCCUGGGUGACGGCGACCUGCCCGACGAUUACUACCCCCAGGAGGAUCACGUGGACGCCACCACCACCGAGUCCUACAUGGGUGAGUGGAAGAACGACAAGCGCAACGGCUUCGGCGUCAGCGAGCGCUCCAACGGCAUGAGGUACGAGGGCGAGUGGAUCAACAACCGGCGCCAUGGCUACGGCUGCACCACCUUUCCGGACGGCACCAAGGAGGAGGGGAAGUACAAAAACAAUGUGUUAGUGCGCGGCGUGAGGAAGCAGCUCAUCCCGCUGAAGAAUCCCAAAACCAAAGGCAAGGUGGACCGGGCCGUGGAAGGGGCACAGAGGGCAGCAGCCAUUGCCAGAACCAAGGUGGAGAUCGCCUCCUCAAGGACCUCCCAUGCCAGGGCUAAGGCGGAAGCUGCCGAUCAGGCUGCCCUGUCUGCCCGCCAGGACUCUGACAUCGCCAGGGCCGUGGCCAGGGAGCUGUCGCCAGGCUUCCGCCAACCAGGCCCCGAUUACAUCAAACAGCGGUUUGCCGACCCCAUGGAGAUCAAGGAGGUCACUGAGGAGAAGAAGGAGAAGUGUCCCUCGGGGAGCCCCCAUUUCUACCGGAAGGGCACGACCCCGACUCACUCCCCUGCCCACAGCCCUGAGGCCUCCCCAGCCCCCUCGCCUCACACCACCAAGAAGAAGCCGCCCCAAGUCAACAGCAGCUUGGGCAGACAACCGAGCAGAGACGAGACGUACUCCUUCGGCCCAAAUCCCCCCGCCGGCCCCCCCAGGGCCGCCUCCCGGACGUCGUUCAGGCAGGAGGCCAUUCCCCAAAAACCCCCCAAGAAGGACGAGCCAACAGCCAACUCAGUGAGUCCCGGCAACGGGCAGGUGCCCUCGCAGUACCAUAGCUACCACGUGAUGGCCGAGGUGACGCUGCCCCUGGAAGAGCCACGGGAAGAUCUGCAGGUGUCUCAGGCCCCGAAGCAGUUCGGGCUGCCGGCCUCUAAACCCAUCCUGGCAUUGCCGGCUUCCAAAGAAAGCGUGCCUGAGGCGAAACUCAGGAAACAGGAAUCUCUCAAGCCAAAGAGUCUUGUAGAAAUGAAGAAAGGCAGUAUGGAGAUCAGCAGUGACGUGGAGGAGGAGGAGGAGAUGGGACCAAACUCAAUUUUGGUUGCCCUUGUAAUGCUGUUGAAUAUUGGCCUAGCAAUUAUUUUUGUCCACUUCCUGACAUGACAAAGUUGCAUCCUGGUGGAGUCAUGACAGCUAGCAGCAAGCGGCCUGAAGCUCUGCACCUAAAGAAACAAAAUGGCGGCAGUCAGCCUCAGACACGGUCAAAGAAAGACUGGAAUUGGCGAGGAACACAGGAGUAAGAUGAGAUGUGGAGCAUUCAGGCGGCGGCUGGCCAGCUCCUUGCCCGUGAUCUGUGGCUAGUUUGGGUCCUGUGAAAAGUGUAGCAAGUGGCCGUGUUGAUUAAAAAAAAAAAUAAAAAAAUUACCUGAUUUAAAAUCAACAACAACAAAAAUAACCCACAGAAAUCUGCUGAUUGAAGCCGUGAACAGUGUGAAGUGCACAGGGCCCGUUCCAGCAACAGAGAGAGAGAGAGAGAGAGAGACUUACCUGGAAAUAUCCAGCAAUGCACUUUUAGCUGACGGAGGCUGACAGCUGCCUUACUAUUUUGCCAUGUGACAUUCUAGCGGGGAGACGUGGGGCUGCACCUGCCAGAGGAAUUUGUUGAGAUGACCGUGCAUUGGGCAGGUGGGGGGGAGCUCCCACCUCUCCCGCUGAGGAAAACCACGUCACCCCCCACAGCCCUCGGUUCCGCCUUAUUCCAUCUCCAGCUCGCCCUAACGUGCCCCAGAUUCGCCACACCCUUUGCAUGGUACACUACUUUACUAUUUUUAUUCUUUGUUUGCUGUUUUUUUUCCCCUACGUUUGGAUUAUCAACUGUACACACAUCUAAACAUUUUCUCGGAGCAUUACAAGUUCACGUUGAAGUUUUGAAUCCUCAGCCUUUUUGGUAUCAUAACACCAUAACAACCAAUCAUAUUCUGAUUGUAAUAAAAGUGCAAUAUGUUUUAUUUUUUUAAAAAAAGAGGGAUAUAUUUUGACACUAAAGGGUUUCUAGUUGUUAUUAUAACUGUCAUAGGAAUUACAUUUAAUUUCCUUUAUUUAGAAAUAUCAUAUUACGCAGAGUGUGUGGAGCCUCGCUUAAGGAGCUUACAGGGAGCUUCAGCAGACAAUUCAGGAUGCAGCCGGCACACGACGAGACUGAAUGCUGACAAAGUCUUAUCCUAUUUAUUAAUUUUGAGAAUACUAAUGCUAAUAAACUAUGCUGUGAUGUCGUAACAUAAGCAUCGCAUAUCGUGCAUGAGAAUUCUUAUGUUUUUGGGUUUUUUUUUUUUGAGAGAGAGAGAGAGUUGUUUGCCCCUUUUGACGAGGCGGGGGGCCGCCGGAGCCAGGUAGCUUGCUGGCUCAGGAGUGGCGCUCACGCGCAUGUCCGCGAGGCGGGAAACACAGCGCGUUCUGCUGCAUCCCUCUGCCCAAGACAUUCAGGUAGCGGCACUGGAGAUGAGCAACUGAUGCCUUUAGAGUCCUUAACCGUCCUGCUGUUUACCUCGAAAAAAGAAAAAAAACAAUGGAGAAGAAUGCUUAAGAUGAAGGGAUGUGUCUUAAAGUUUAAAGUUUGCAAGCAGACUGGCUGUUCAUAAUCAUUAGUAACGUCCCUCUUCGCUGUAAGCGCCGUGGCAGCGUGUGUCUCUGUGUUACUGAAGCAUUUCGUCUCGUGAUUACUUUACGAGGAGGAUGCAUGUGCGCACGCAUGUCCGGUGAUAUGAUGAGGGUCUAGCAGGGGAAAAGCAAGUAGCUUCGAUGUGGUUUAAUUUAACUAAUAAUGUGCAUGCUUGAAUGGCGUGUGGUUGCUGUAAAGUGCUAUGUGUCGGUGCUGGGGAAGGUGUGCAGGUGUCUGUGGUCAGGGUGUCCUGCAUGUAUGUUUUAACUGCUAACUGGUGACAGACCCUGUGACUGCAGGGGCAAUGCAGAGUCUGACCCCGUAUUUCACUUCAUGACAUACAUAUCACUCCCCUCCAGUCUGAACACAAAAAUGCAUAGUAAGGUUAGGGGGUUUUAACACAGCAUAGGGAUGUUUUUGGAAAAAGCAACAAAGCAAAGCAUGCUGGGAUUGUUUAUAUAUAGAUUAUAUACAAUUUGUAAGCAUUUUUACAGAGCACAAUCGAGAAUCUGGUACUAGCUGGUCUUUUUUAAGAUGUGCACAGCUGCAUUUGACUAUAAUGCUAACUUGUUCUUAAUGGAUAAAUGUGACAUUCACACCACGUGGUUUUGAUGUGUCCGGUUUCUGAUGCCAUCAAUGGAACAUCACCACCUUCUGGACGCCGGAGGCGGUCCGCGGCCUCAUUUCAGGGGUUUGCCGCUGAGCCCGACGCACGGACGGCACCUCAGAGACACUGUCGAGCCAAGCUGCAAACCGCAAGCCUCGAACCCCGCAAAGCCCAGAGAACUUCUGUCGUGUUCUUGGAGACGGACUUCCGUGCAAAAUAAAAACUUGUCGCAACUUGA